AUGGCGGGGUGUAAUUUCCGGGUGAAAAGGAGUAAAACGGCGUCGGAUUGGGUGAGGAGUCUACUGAGGAGCAAAUUCUUCGUCUCGUGCGUGGAUCACGGGCAACUGAGAAAGAGCGAGAAGAAUCUGUUCUGCGUAGAUUGCAACCUCUGCUUGUGUAAGCAUUGCGUCACUUCCCCUGCUCGCCACGGUUGCCUUCACCGCCUCCUGCAAAUCUGCAAAUACGUGUAUCGUGACGUUGUUCGCCUCCAUGAUAUUCAACCGCACCUCGAUUGCUCUCUGAUUCAAGCAUACAAAGUGAAUGGGGAAAAGGCCAUCCACUUGAAUCCAAGACCUCAACUCAAAAAAGAUGUAAAAAGUUCAAAAGCAAAAGUUGUUGGAACUUGCUGCGAAGCUUGUGGGAGGCACAUACAACACUUUCCUAAUCGCUUUUGCUCCAUUGCCUGCAAAAUUUCAACAUACUCGACAACGACAAUAAACCGAAGCCACAAGAUCAUGAUAUCUUCAGAAGGUGGCCAAUUGCCCAAUCUGGAACAGGAAGAAAGUUCCUUUAAUGAAAAUGGAUAUGCUUCAAGCUCCUUCUCUGUAGCCGAGUCCUCGUCUGAGUCCGCCAGAAACCACCACGUCUCCGCCACCGCUGCCAUAGCCGCUCGCCGCUCGCCGUCGCUGCAGGCCGCUCGUCGCCGUGGACGUCCCGCCACCAGACAACAGCCACCCGCCACCGCCGUGUACGUCCCUCCGCCGGUCACAGUAACCAGCCACGUCAACUUCUUGGACGACGUACUUCGCCGGAGGUCAGAGUUGCACCAGCCACACGCACUUGCACCUGGCGGAAGACAGCGUUGCACCGGUUUACGGAGGCUCACCAGGUCCGGCGUCGAUGGAAAAGUCAUCAAUCCGGCGUCGACGGAUAGCUCUUCAUGUGCGGCUUCACGGUCGUGGAGGACAAAGCUCAUCGGCGCACGUCGCCUCUGCGACUGCCGACCGGCAGGAGCCACACCGGAGCCAUCCAGGUUUCUCAUAUCCCUUUAUACUGCGAAGGUCAGGCGGAGCUGUGGCGCUGACGGGCAUAGUGGCGGAGGGCGACACCGGCGCGGCAGGCGGUGGUGGUUCUCGCCACCGGAUACCUGCAACUUCAUUGGUGCGCGUGGUGGCGGAGAUGGCGUGGGUCGGUUGUUGUGGUGGAAGGUGGCGACGCCGGUGAUGUUGCCGGCGAGGACGGCUGGUUGCGCAACUGGAAGACGGUGGCGGACGGCGGUGGCGGAUGGCGGAGGCAAUGCGAGCUGGUGCUGCUAUGGCCAGACGACAGAGGAGAGGAUGCGGACAGGCGAUGGAAGGCGGAGGCGCGGUGAAGGUUUGUGGACGACGACGAUUGUUAAGGCCGUCAAUUUAGAAAUCUCGCCGUGA
Striga hermonthica is the source of this 1407-nucleotide messenger RNA. The record is from the annotation of a GenBank genome assembly. NCBI's taxonomy places the organism in Eukaryota, Viridiplantae, Streptophyta, Magnoliopsida, Lamiales, Orobanchaceae.